CUGAACAUGGCGAACUUCAUGAGAAUGCUGGUGGUGCUGCCUCUGUUCAUGGCCCUCUGUGUUGUCUCCGCAUAUGCUCAGCCCCUUGUGAGUGUCGAUUGUGGAAGAACUGGUACGUCUGUUGGUUACCUUGGCUUGACAUGGUCUGGAGAUGAGCAGUACGUACAGACCGGCCAAAUCGGAACAAUUAAGAUCGACAAAAGUACCCUCAUACCACCACUGGCCACACUCCGCUACUUCCCUACAGGAAAGAAGAACUGUUACACUUUCCCGGGCAUCGGCCAGGGAAGCAAGAUCCUCAUUCGUGCCUGGUUUACCUAUGGCAACUACGACGGCUUAUCGUCUCCCCCUGUGUUCAGCCUCCAGUUUGACGGCAAUUCUUGGAGCGACGUUACCACUUCUUUGAACAGCACAGCUAUUGCCGAGAUGAUCUAUGUCACCAAAGUUGAUAAUGUUAGCCUCUGUGUAGCUCAAACUCGCCCCCAAAAUGUUCCCUUCAUCUCUUGUCUUGAGAUAAGAAGGCUUGGUGCAAAAAUGUACACUGGUAUGGACGUUGACCGGCCCUUGCAGCUCAUCGGGAGGUAUGCCUAUGGAUCAAACAGUGUCGUGAGGUAUCCAGAUGAUACCUAUGAUCGUGGCUGGCUUUUCAUCAGUGAUGAAACAAGCCUUGGGCUGACUACAAUAACGAGCAGCUCCAACUUGAUGACAACGAGACUGGUUGAUCAACCACCGGCCGCUGUCCUGCGGCAGGCAGUUACGCCAUCGUCGAGCUCCGCUUCCAAACUCGUCGUCCCCAUCCUCAUCACGUCAGCGGUGCCAGUUCCUCACUACGUCGUCUUCUAUUUCUUGGAAGUAUCGGAUAAUGGCAGCAGGGCCUUCACUUUCCUCAUAGACGACAAGAUUUUCUAUAGCCAGUCAAUAUCCCCAAAUAGAACGGUGCUGGAGAUAUACAACCCUAAUGUCAACCUAUCUGCUAGCUCUGUAUUUACGCUGGUGAGAGACAAUGGCUCUGCUUUACCUCCCAGCAUCAACGCAGCUGAAUUCUACAGGAUCGGCGAUUAUUUCGUCAGUGGGACGGAGAGCUUGGACGUGAAAGCGCUCGGUGAGUUUCAGAGGAGCUACGUGCAACUCCAGGCAUGGAGCGGCGACCCUUGUCUUCCCAUCGGCUAUGCCUGGGAUUGGAUCAAUUGCAGUUCUGAUCCGGCGCCAAGAGUUACCGCACUGAAAUUGAGCGGCUAUGGGCUCACUGGUUCCCUUGCAGACUUCAGUGGCUUGACUGCUCUUCAAACGAUUGAUUUGCAUAAUAACAGUUUGAGCGGUAACAUUCCAGAAUUUCUUGGCAAAUUUACCUUUUUGACGGAAUUGAACUUGGCUGAUAAUCAAUUUAAUGGCUCCGUGCCUUCAUCAUUGACCAGCAACUCAAAGAUCCACCUAAACAUUUCUGGAAACAACUUGUCUGGAAACUCAAGUGACACUACAAACAAGAAGAAGAGUCAUGCAGGCAUAAUAGCUGGAGCAGUCAUUGCCUCUUUCCUGUUUUUGCUGCUUGUGAUUUUAGCUGUCUUUUGCAUUUUCAAGAAGAAACCAAGCACUGCAGGUGAGUCGAUCACAGGUGAUGACCCCAAGCAACCGCAUUUUGUAGAACCAAAGUUCAACCAGAGUUUUACUUAUGCUGAGAUACAGGAAAUCACAAACAACUUUGAGAAACCCAUUGGUGAAGGAGGAUCUGGCAAUGUUUACUAUGGUCGACUCGCCAAUGGCACCGAAGUUGCUGUCAAGGAGAUAAAAGAAUCACUCCCACGUGGCACGAAGGAAUUUGUAUCUGAGGUUGAGCUAUUGAUGACAGUUCAUCAUAAAUGCCUAGUUUCCUUCGUUGGAUACUGUAACGAAAGUGGAAAACUCAUUCUCCUUUAUGAGUAUAUGAGUGGUGGGAAUCUAAGACAGCUGCUAUCAGGAAGGGCUAGCACACCUGUAAUUCUGACAUGGGAGGCAAGACUUCAGAUGGCACUGAACGUUGCAACAGGAUUGGACUAUUUACAUUCGGGAUGUCAUCCUGCCAUUAUUCAUAGGGAUGUGAAAACAACAAAUAUUCUUUUGAAUGGAAAAAAGGAGGCGAAAGUGGCAGAUUUUGGCUUAUCCAAGGCAGGCUCCAGAGAUGACGUGACACAUUUAUCAACUGUAGUUGCUGGGACACCCGGAUAUAUUGAUCCUGAAUACUACAGUACGAACUUGGUCACCAAGAAAAGUGACGUGUAUAGCUUCGGUGUGGUACUUUUUGAGUUGAUGACUGGAUGUCCUCCAUUUUUUAAUGUAUCCGAUGAGCGUUUUCAUAUAGUGCAAUGGGCAACAGCAAGACUAGUUAGAGGGGACAUACACAAUGUUGCAGACCCAAAGCUGAGAGGGCAAUACAAUGUAAACUCCAUGUGGAAAGUUGCAGACAUAGCAAUGUCGUGCACCUCCCAAGCUUCUCGUACGAGGCCCCACAUGAGUGAUGUUGUGAACCAACUGAGGGAGGCCGUUGAGGUAGAGACCUACCAACAGACGACUGAUACCUCAUUCACGGAGGUUCAACAUUCGUCAUCGUCUAACGAAUUUUCCAGCUCAAGUAUGGGAACUUCAUACCUACCACCAGCAAGAUAGUUUGUACUCCAUCACAAGCUCUCUGCCUUCUAGUUCAUUUUCUGUGCUUUUCUAGUUACACUUACUUGUAAUGUCUGAAAGCAGUAAAUUUCUUGGUUGUAUGUCUAAAUCAUUAGUUUGUACUCCAUCACAAGCUCUCUGCCUUCUAGUUCAUUUUCUGUGCUUUUCUAGUUACACUUGUAAUGUCUGAAAGCAGUAAAUUUCUUGGUUGUAUGUCUAAAUCAUUUUGUGCUAUUUGUGAAGGCAUUAUUUAUCUGUA
Molecule: messenger RNA, 2899 nt
Organism: Nymphaea colorata (pocket water lily)
Lineage: Eukaryota; Viridiplantae; Streptophyta; Magnoliopsida; Nymphaeales; Nymphaeaceae
Product: probable LRR receptor-like serine/threonine-protein kinase PAM74
Exons: 13
Coding region: 7-2640 (877 amino acids)
Biological process (GO): protein phosphorylation
Molecular function (GO): ATP binding; protein kinase activity; protein binding
Source: RefSeq, a predicted model, not a curated record